CCAUCGAUAAUAUACUAUGCCUGUGUGUAUACAACAUUUUAAUUCCUCACUAGUUACGAUGUACUUGUGUUCGGAUAUUCGUAUCGAGCUACAGACGUUCAACUAUUAAAUUUGCUUCCACUUAUAUUCGGUUUAUUCAUAUGAAUUAAUAAUAUUCAUAGCUCAAUAAUUGUACUGUCGCGGCCUCGAGUAUGAUUCGAUAGUUUCAAUAAUGUCAGUUUCUUGUCCAACGAAAUACCUAUAAAGCGUAAAAAUGAUAGAAUAUUCAGAUCCAGAAUUUGAAAAGAAGCUAAUGCUCUUAAAAGACACUCAGGAUGCAAUUCAAUCAUUGUCUACAUGGUGCCUUAAACGACACGAACAUUACAAAAGCAUUAUCACUAUCUGGUUAAAAGCUAUUAGAAAGGUGAAGAUCGAGAAACGUUUGACUUUGUUUUAUUUGGCCAACGAUGUUAUACAAUACAGUAAGAAAAAGAAUUACAAGUUUAUUGAUGGAUGGGCAACUGCUAUUCAAAAAGCUAUCCCCUACGUCAGAGAUGAAAAAAUACAAUCAAAAAUUUCAAGAAUUAUUAAAAUUUGGGAAGAACGAGGUGUAUAUGAUGAUAGUUAUUUAGCUGAUUUAACUGGUUUAUUAACUACACCAAUUCAGAAAUUAAAAUUAGCUGAUCCGGUACAAGAGUUUCAAAUACAUGCAUUAGCAGUUAAAAUACGUUCUUGUGUUAAACUGGAACAGAUUACAGACUUGAAGAUGAAAAAUUUAAGAGAAGCUAAUCUUCCUCUUACUAAUAAUGAAGCUAUACAAAACAUGUUAAAAGAUCGAACACGAAGUCACGAGUUCUUGAAUGAAUUAAAUGAUGGUAUGUCAAAAAUUGAAAGUUACAUUAAAUGCCUCAAACGAGAAACUAUUGAUCGUGCUCAACUAAUUGAUGCUUUAGAAGUUGCUACAUCUUAUUAUGAAGAACAAAAUGGCGAAGUUACAACUGUUGCUCAAGCAUAUUUCAACUACACUAAAAGAGUAAAACUUUUAAAAAGCAAAUUGGAAUCCUUAGUUGGUUCUAUGCCAACAGAUAGUCCAAUGCCUUCACCUGAUAUUAAUGCACCAUCCCCUUCAACAUCUUCAGUCUCUAUUGAAGACUUAAACAUACACAAUAUCAAUUAUGAUACUGUAUUAAAUUCUGAUAAAUAUAUGAUGAAUUCUUCAAUAGAAAAUAGCAUUAAUGACACUGAUAUUUAUGUGCCCACUACAGUUAUCAAUAAUAUUAAGUCAUAUAUUACUCCUGAAACGUAUACUACUGUUCAAGAAUUGUAUGAUCCAGCUUCUGUAAGUUUUCCAGCAAUAGAAAAUCAAGAUCACCAAUCAUUAACCAGUCAGUUUCCAUAUGAUGCUCCAUCACCGCCUCCAGAUGAAACUUUUGCAUAUUCAGCUUUUCCUAAUCAAACAAAUGUUUCAUAUACUAAUGAUAUGAAUAAUCAUAAUAAAAGUUCUACAUAUUCUACAAGUAGUUACGAAGCAUAUGUACCUACUCCAAUGUCAUCUAGUCAGCAAUUUAUAACGACUGAAUUCUCUAAUAAUAUGAUACCUCCCACUAAUUCGUCAUCACUUAUAAAUGAAAAUACUAUACCAGUAUCUCAUGUUCCACAAACGGCUUGGGAUGUAACUAUACAUAGUGAUUGGUCAACAAAUGACACACCAGCAUCACCACCUUUUCAUGAAAAAAUCUCCUAUCAAAAUACUCCCAUAAUCAGUAAAACUGAUGGAGGGCCAGGAAUCGAUCAUUGUGUUUUAGCGUCAAAAAUAAUAGAUAGAGAUGAAAGAGUUUCUCAAGAAAUUAUAACUAAAACUUCUGAUAUUGACCACAGAAACUUAAUUAGUUUGACACAUUCUCCUCAUAUGAAUUCGUCAAUGGUAUCUGUUGAUGUUGAUUACCGAGCAUUUCCUGGUAUUCCUAUGCCACCAUCACCACCAGCUUUGCUUAUGGAAGCAGUCAGUAAACCACCAAAAGAUAAUGUAGAAAGUGUUGAUAUGGAUUUGAGUGACGAUGAUGAGAAGCCUAAAUCAAUCCAUGAUCAAAAACAUGAACAUCAUGCACUCCUACCUCCACCACUUCCUCCACCAAUGCCUUUCGACUUUGACCAACAAAGUGUACCAGAUAUUACAAACCACUGGGAGCAACCUUCCCUACCAUGGAGUAAUGAUAGGUCAGGUUUUAAUGAAAGCCAGUGGAAUAUAGAACAAUCUGAUCAAUGGAAACAACCUAACCAAUGGGAACAAGAGCAAAGUGAUUCAAACUUUGUACAUAAUCAGCCUCAACUUCAAUGGCCUCAAAAUGUUCAGAGAGGCCAAUCCAAAGGAGAUUUUAGACCAAAAUGGAAGAGAGGAAUUAGUAAUUGGCCAAGAGGCCCUAGAAAUUUCAUUCCCCAUUCUAGACCAACUGGUAGAUGGAAUCAGGGACCACGUUUUGGACCGAGGAAUCAACCUUGGUAACUGGACAUCUACAAUUUAGCCAGAAAUGUGGAACUAUGAUUUUGACGAAGAAUGAAAGUGAGAUUGUUCAUUUAUAUUCUAUAUAAAUGUCUAGUUAGUAGUUAAUGUUUUGCAUUUUUUAAAUUAUUAUUCAAUAUAUAUUUGUGUACUGGUAUAUAAUGUGUACCAGUGAUACAUUUGUAGUACUAUAAACAAGCACAAUUUGGUGGAAAGGCUCAGCCAUUGGAAUACCUUGGUUAUUUUUUAAAUCCCAUUUUUAAUUAUGUAUACUUAAUAGAUGAUAUAUUUUUUUAUAUAUACACCUAUAUAUUAUAUUGUAUUAAUGUACAGUACAAUAUAUUUUAAAAUAACUUAAAAAUCACUCAUUAAUGAUAAAAUUAAAUAUUGUUUUAUGAACAAAAUAAACCUUUAAGGAAAGUUCUCAAAUUGCGCCUCAAAUAAAUAUUAUGUAUUAAUAAAUAUACUUCAAAAUAUUGUUUAUAACUUGUAUUUCAUUGUUUUAUUAGUAUAUCAUAAUAUUCAGUGAAUGAUUAUCCUACAGAAAUUAUUGUUUAGUAUAUUGUAUCCUAUUGUUUACAAAUGUUAUUUUGAUUUCAAAUUAUGAAAGUCGUAAAAAUAAUCUCCCAGCAUAAGUUGAAUAAAGUUCAUGGUAGAUACUUCAUUAAUUAAUUUUUAAAAUAAUAUUGCAGACAAAGCUACUUAAAUUAGUAUGAGGACCAAUAUAGAGAUUAUAACAGUUAAUCCCAACCGUCAUAAAUUGUAUCAUAUUUAUCUUAUGUUGUCUCCGAAUUUAUCAAAUUUGCGUUCAGCAGAACUACUCUUGUAUUGUUAGGUUGAAUAUGAGAUUGCAUCCCUAUUAUUAAUCUUAAAUUGUUAGGUAUCUUAAAUGUGUUUGUACAUAGGCUGUUUUUACAAAAUCUUGAUUUUUCUGUGGAAUAUGAGCAUUUUCAAAUUGUUAUGUUCUACAUGCUCAUAACAUUUAACCUUUAUAAUGGCAAUUAACAAUAAAUAAUUGCAAUUUUUCAAAACAAUUAAUUAUUUUUAAUGAAAUGUAUUUUGUAAUAUGUUAAAUUAUGUUAAAAUAUAAUAGAAGAAAGUAAUUAAUUAAAGAGUCAUUAUUUUGAUUAAAAUCAAUGAAAUGUAAAUUAAUGGUUGACAUAUUAUAAUGUAAUUGUGCAACAAACUGACCCCAUUAAUAUUAUUAUUGAAUAAUAAUAUUUAAAUAUUAUUUAUAUUUAUUUAUUUUAUAAGUAAAAAGACCAAAAUAUUAAAAGUUUAAUUAUUGGUUAGGUUAACCUAUGGCCAAUUCCACACAGAAACAACAAUAUUCAAAUUGUAAAACCAAUUUAGAUAGUCAUGUCUAUGAUGGGAAGUUGAGUUUAGUUUAUUGUUUUACUAUUUGUUACCCAGCAUAACAUUUUUUAUGUUAGUAAAAUUAAUUAAAAACAUCAUUUAAAAAAAUGACAUUACACAUUCAUACAAAUUUCAAAUUAUAAUCAUAAGGUUUAUAUUAUAUUAAAUGUUAAUUAAAUCAUCAAAUUAAGAUAUAUUAAUGGAUUAAAAUAUGUAUGUAUUAUGUUUAUAAAUGUACCAUAAAUAUUAUACAAA
Messenger RNA from Metopolophium dirhodum (rose-grain aphid), 4090 nucleotides. Its product is annotated as regulation of nuclear pre-mRNA domain-containing protein 2. The transcript is spliced from 10 exons. The record is from RefSeq and is a predicted model, not a curated record. Gene Ontology annotation, cellular component: RNA polymerase II, holoenzyme. Lineage: Eukaryota; Metazoa; Arthropoda; Insecta; Hemiptera; Aphididae. Gene Ontology annotation, molecular function: RNA polymerase II complex binding. Gene Ontology annotation, biological process: mRNA 3'-end processing. Bases 254 to 2482 code for a protein of 742 amino acids.